Molecule: messenger RNA, 1737 nt
Organism: Salmo salar (Atlantic salmon)
Lineage: Eukaryota; Metazoa; Chordata; Actinopteri; Salmoniformes; Salmonidae
Source: RefSeq, a predicted model, not a curated record
GGGAAGGAGCUGGGGAGAGAAGAGUAAAAGAGAGGAGGAGACGAGAGAGAAGAGAGGACGCACUCACACCCUCCCACCAGUCUCCUCGAUAUCUAGGAGCGCGCUUAAACUGACAGGCUCCCGCCCAUGGCACGCGACUGAUGGGAUUUCGGGAUGCUCGAUCUGUUCGCGUCACUAGCUGGAGUGUUAUUUUGUUGAUGACGGCGGAUUGAUUGGCAGCCAGCCAGCCAGCCAGCCAGUUUAAGCCACAGGAAGGAUUUCCACCAUCAUGCAGAAGCUGGAAGACCGUGUCCCCUUUUCUCAGUGAAGGGAGGGAGACCGGAGGGAUGGUAGAGGGAUGGCCAGCCACGGGCAGAAUGUCCUCCUUGCGGGGUCCAAGUGCUCCUGGCUCAUCCAGCAUCAAGGCCCGUGUGAAUGAUGAGGUGGUGGACUACACAGAUAUGGCUGCUCUGCCCAGAGACAAAAGUAUUCUUCAGGUGGAGAGACCAGAUCUCAUGACCUACCAACCUCACCUCACCUACUCACCACUAGACGCAGUGUGUACGCCCCGUAAAGAGAGAUCCCUCUCUCCUCCCUCUCCUGAGCUGAAGGUGUGUAGGGAGGAUGGAGGGUCUCCAGGAGGCUCCACAAUUCAGCUCCGAAAGACAUCCAUUCCCCUACAGCAGCAUUUCCACAGGCCAGAUAAUGGUGCCAAUAUCUACAUGAAGCUGCCUAAUUUUAAACAAGAGGUCAGCAAGCAGCAGGUGAUGGGCAGCAUUAUCCAGUCGUCUAAGUUCCCAGCAGCUCAGAAACCAGACCCCAACCUGCCCUCAAAGAUAGAGACAGAGUACUGGCCCUGUCCUCCCUCACUGGCUGCUAUGGAGAUCGAGUGGAGGAAGAGGAAGGAGGAAGAGGACGAGGGGAAGGAUGAGUUUGAAGUCCUGACUGAUGACACCAAGACACUACAGGAGCAGGAACUCCACAAGAUCAAGUCUAACCUGGGCAGGCUGAUCCUGAAGGAGGAGAAGGAGGAGCAGGAGAAGGCUCUACUUGACAUUGGCCGCAGGAAGACGCAGUCACUGCCAGACAGAACACACAUGCACACAAGUUUCUCCUUGAAGUUGUCCUCCAGUUCAGGUCUGACCAGGAUGCAGUCUGCAGAGUUCACUACAGAGGGAAAUCAGGGCAAAACAGCUGAAAAGAAUGGAGAGGCACCGCGGGAAAGGAUGGACAGAGGAAACUCACUGCCAAGUAUGCUGGAACAGAAGAUCUACCCAUAUGAAAUGCUCAUAGUCACCCAUAGAGGGCGCUGCAAGCUGCCGCCGGGUGUGGACCGUACCAGACUGGAGAGACACCUGUCUCCUGAGGACUUUGAGCGUCUGUUCGGAAUGCCCAUCGCCGAGUUCGACUGUCUGUCACUAUGGAAACGAAAUCAUUUGAAAAAGAAUGUUCAACUUUUCUAGCAGAAAGUGACCUUAUCCGUCACAGGAAACAGGAACCACUCCACUGCCUAACGAAGAAUACCCCACAACACCAAACUAUCACACCCUAACUAACCAUAUAUACGUCACAUCCUAACUAGUCCUAUAUCACUGUAGCCAUAUUCAACCUGUAUGUUCCGACGUAUCCUCUAGGGCUCUAUUCAGUCACAUCCGCUUUUGCCGACAUCUGCAUAGCGGUUGUUUUGGCGGUGUCAGAGGUAGAACUGCACUAGAGCUGUCAAAUCCACAAGCGCCUCCUGGCUUUAUACCUAAAGCG